UCUCUUAACUUUGGUACCCCUUGCUUGUCACUGUUUGCAGUAUCAUUGCGUUAGACUGCAAGACUCGUCACCGAAUUUUCAUUCAACUUUAAGUCAAAAUGGGUGCCCGUUACGAUAGAGCUAUCACCGUAUUUUCUCCCGAUGGUCAUCUUCUUCAGGUUGAAUAUGCCCAAGAAGCUGUCAGCAAAGGUUCGACUGCGAUUGGAAUCCGAGGCCAGGAUGUCGUCGUCCUUGGAGUGGAGAAGAAGUCCGUAGCAAAGCUGCAGGAGGAGAGGACCGUCCGCAAAAUCUGCCUUCUGGAUGACCACGUUGUCAUGGCCUUCGCUGGUUUGACAGCUGAUGCCAGAAUUCUAAUUAAUCGGGCACAAAUAGAAUGCCAGUCCCACAAGCUAACAGUAGAAGAUCCGGUUACAUUGGAAUACAUUACACGUUACAUUGCAACCAUGAAACAGAAGUACACACAAAGCAAUGGCCGAAGACCCUUUGGUAUUUCAUGCCUGAUAGCUGGCUUUGACUUUGAUGGCAAGCCCCAUUUAUUCCAGACAGAACCCUCUGGUAUUUAUUAUGAGUGGCUGGCCAACUCCACUGGAAGACAGGCAGCCACAGUACGUAGUUACCUUGAAAAGAAUUACAAGCUGGAGGACAUGAAGACUGAAUCGGAUUGUGUCAAGUUGGCCAUCAAGGCUCUGCUUGAGGUUGUUCAGUCUGGCCGCAAGAAUUUGGAAAUUGCUGUCAUGAAGCGUGGUGAACCUAUGAGAAUGCUUGAUGGUGAGAAGAUUGAUGAGUACAUCAAGCAAAUUGAUGCUGAAAAGGACGAAGAGGCGGACAAGAAGAAGGCAAAGAAGUGAGGCUGGACCCAGACCUGUAAUUUUAUUUUGUUUGUCAACAUAUUUUGUCUCAAUACCAAUACAACCCUUUUUUUCUGUAA
Messenger RNA from Thrips palmi, 928 nucleotides. RefSeq names its product proteasome subunit alpha type-7 (gene Prosalpha4). The record is from RefSeq and is a predicted model, not a curated record. Lineage: Eukaryota; Metazoa; Arthropoda; Insecta; Thysanoptera; Thripidae. The transcript has 6 exons. Gene Ontology annotation, cellular component: proteasome core complex, alpha-subunit complex; proteasome core complex; nucleus. Gene Ontology annotation, biological process: ubiquitin-dependent protein catabolic process. The coding region runs from base 99 to 848 and encodes 249 amino acids.